ACGCGCACACACACAAAUUAAAUCUUAAAUUCUAAACCUUAAAAGGCGGAAGCACGGCCAGUUCUGAUGGCGGCCGAGUACGAGGACCUGCUCCCGGCGAUGGCGGCGAGGCUCUCGGCGGACGACUUCGUGGCGGAGCUCUGCGGGGGUUUCCGGGCGCUGGCGGACCCCGCGCGGGGGAUGAUCACGGCCGAGAGCCUGCGGCGGAACGCGGCUGCGGUUCUCGGGGUGGCGGGGAUGACGGCGGAGGAGGCGGCGGCGAUGGUGAGGGAGGGGGACCUCGACGGCGACGGCGCGCUCGACGAGACCGAGUUCUGCGUCCUGAUGGUGCGGCUCAGCCCGGAGAUGAUGGAGGGGGCCGAGGAAUGGCUCGAGAGGGCGAUCCAUCAAGAAAUUUUUGGAGUGAGUAAGGAUGAUGAUGUACAUAACUAGGAAAUUAAUAGGAAAUGAGAAUUAUGCUAGGGUUAUAUAUUUAUAUUAUAUGAAGUGGUGUGAAUUAAAAUUGUUGUAUGCCUCUAAUAGUAAAUUGCAAUUAAUGUUUAAAAAUUCGGAUCGAUCCGGGGCGAUCGAACCGGUCAAACUGUGAUCCAGUGCUCAAAUUGAUUCAGUUUAAUUCAUAAAA
This is a messenger RNA of Ananas comosus (pineapple), 622 nucleotides long. Its product is annotated as calcium-binding protein KIC-like. The transcript has a single exon. Gene Ontology annotation, molecular function: calcium ion binding. The record is from RefSeq and is a predicted model, not a curated record. The coding region runs from base 67 to 432 and encodes 121 amino acids. Lineage: Eukaryota; Viridiplantae; Streptophyta; Magnoliopsida; Poales; Bromeliaceae.